UUUAAACACAGCAGAAUGAGGCGUAGUAGAAUUCCGCAGGUCAGCUGUUCGCUGACGUGCUGCUCUUAAACUCUUAAAGAAUUGUUUUUAUUUUAUUAGGAUUUUAUUAAAAUAUGACAGUGAACAACAUGGCAGAUCCAAGACGACCGAAUAAGAUUUUCCGCUACAAGCCACCUAACACAGAAACCAACCCCACAUUGGAGGAUCCUACACCUGAUUACAUGAACCUGCUCGGCAUGAUCUUCAGUAUGUGUGGCCUGAUGCUCAAGCUUAAAUGGUGUGCGUGGAUUGCAGUGUAUUGCUCGUUCAUCAGUUUUGCCAAUUCGCGAAGCUCAGAGGACACCAAACAAAUGAUGAGCAGCUUCAUGCUCUCCAUAUCGGCCGUCGUGAUGUCGUAUUUGCAGAACCCACAGCCCAUGUCGCCACCGUGGUAACAAAUAAUCCAAACCCAAUAAGCCAUCUCAGCAGGGACGGCAUGAGAACCAGCUGAUCCACCCACUGUUCGUCUGGAGCGCAGGAACAUACACUCAUCAGCCCAGCUGGCCAAUCAGAGGCUGACAAAUUGACCGAUGUAGUUCCUGUUAGACUGUUUCAAGUUUUCCCUGUGCUCAUCAGUUGUUUUUAUGUGUGUGACCACACUGUGGUACAAUAUUCAAAUGCUGUGAAAGAUUUUAAGAAAUAAAUGAGUGAUUUUCUGCGCUA
Cyprinus carpio (common carp) is the source of this 702-nucleotide messenger RNA. RefSeq names its product PAT complex subunit Asterix. Gene Ontology annotation, molecular function: protein folding chaperone. The record is from RefSeq and is a predicted model, not a curated record. Lineage: Eukaryota; Metazoa; Chordata; Actinopteri; Cypriniformes; Cyprinidae. Gene Ontology annotation, cellular component: endoplasmic reticulum membrane. Gene Ontology annotation, biological process: protein insertion into ER membrane.